CAUUGCCGUUAAUGGGCGAAAAGACCGACUUCCGGAAUCAACAAAGCGAGAAUCAAGAAUCUGAACACCAAGAAUUAAUCAAGGAAAUUAGGCCCAGAAUACCAAAAAUAAAAAGAAAAUGGAAGUUGAUGGUAGCCUUGGACCGCUUGAUGGUUUCUUUACUGGUAAUCCAGAACAUAGUCUUGAAACCUGCAGAAAUGUGAAGAAUAUGGUGAUAGGUAAUAAUAGACAAAAAUCAGCAGUGAUCAAUGAUGGACUGUUACCAAGGUUAUUACAGUUAAUGAUAGAUGAAAGUGUAUCAUUUGACUUAAGAACAGAAUCAGCUGUUAUACUGGGUAGUGUUGCUAAGGGAACAGAUCAACAUAUACAAAGUUUGAUAGAUGCUGGAUGUGUCCAUGUUUUAUUAAAAGGUAUUUUUAGUGUACAUCUAAAAUAUGUUGAAGCUUGUUUACGCUGUUUGCGUUCUAUAUAUCUCAGUAAUAAGGCACCUGCCGAUCUUGUCUAUCAGGAUUUAGCUAUAAUCUCCCAUCUAGUGAAUAUAUUGUCUAAAACAGCUACAACACAAGAAUGUAUAACUUCUAUAUUCUCUAGUUGUUGUAAGACACAAGCUCAUCAAAAUGUACUCUAUAGUAAUGGUAUGGUAGCAGCUCUGGCUCCAUUAUUGAACUCUAAUGUGUAUAAGGUACAGAUGCCAACAAUGAAAUGUUUAGCAGUUAUAUGCUAUAAAAAUGAAGCUGUUUCACAUGCAGUAGCUUCAGCUGCAUUUAAUGGAGAACCAAUUCCAUCUUUACUACUCAAACUUAUUGCUAGAAAUAAAACCUCAGAAAUGCAAAUGGCUGCUGCUAAAUGUUUGACAUACCUGUAUCGUGCUGGGGGUCUGUCAGCUAAAAAUCCCAUCAUUCCAUUAAAGACGAUGCCAACACUAGUUAGAAUGUGUAAGAAAGAUCGAACAUUAGAAGAGAAUAUAGAUGGUGCCGAAACGUUAGCUUAUCUUGUCGAAGUAGAUCCUGAAUUACAGAAGAUAGCAUCUAUUACAGAUCAUGUCAUAUCAACAUUAGCUGUUUAUCUUAAAUACACAGAUGUGCAACAAAUUACCAGUAAAAUCAACGGGAAAAAGGAUAUGGAUUGGGGAUUAGAAAUGAAACAAGCAGCAUUUAAGGCUUUUGCAUCAAUUGGAGCUAAUGAUGAAGACAUACGUAAAAAGAUAAUUGAAACUGAGAAUUUAAUGGAUCAUAUUUUAAUGGCAAUGACAAGUGAUAAUGCUAAAGUACAGGGAGCAGCUACUAGAUGUCUUCACAGUUUAUCACGAUCAGUUCAACAAUUACGUACAACAUUUAAAGAUCAUUCUAUCUGGAAACCUCUGAUGAAGUUAAUAGAGAUUGGAUGUGAUGAAGUAUUAACGAUAGCAUCAUCAACACUCUGUAAUUUAUUAUUAGAGUUCUCACCCAGUAAAGAGGAUAUAUUAGAAUCUGGUGCUAUUAAUAUGUUAUGUAAAUUAGCCAGUAAAGAAGAUCCAGCUCUUAAAUUAAAUGGUGUAUGGGGAUUAAUGAAUAUGGCAUUUCAAUCUGAAGAGAAAGUAAAAUCUGAGAUAGUAGAGACUUUAGGAUCAGAACAACUAUUUGUAUUAUUAUCAGAUGAAGAUCCUACCAUAUUAAUGAAGACACUGGGCUUAUUACGCAACCUCCUGUCUAAUAAACCAGUUUGUAAUCUCGUGCAUAUAGAUAGUAUUAUGAAUGUAUAUGGUACACAAGUCAUGCAGGCAGUAGUGUUUAUAUUAGAAGGUGAUCAUUCCGUGGAUAUCAAAGAACAGACAUUAUGCAUAUUGGCUAACAUAGCUGAUGGUGAUAGAGCUAAAGAUUUUAUAAUGGAGAAUGAAGAUGUUUUAAAGAAAUUAAUGUCCUAUAUGAAUCACAGUAAUCCACAAUUACAGAUAGCUGCUACAUAUACUAUUUCUAAUCUAGUCUGGAAUGAACAUGAUGAUGCUAAAUGUUAUCACAGACAAGAAAAGUUAAGAGAUCUUGGUGUCCAAAGACUUCUACAAAAAUUACUUGACACUCCUGAUCAGACAUUAUUUGAAAAGGUCAAAACAGCUUUACAACAAUUCUCAUAAUACAACACUAUGUUAUGGUUCUAUUUAUAUUUUUGUAUGAAUUUAAGUGGAUAAAUUUGUGAAAUAUGUGAAGCUUAUUGCAACAGACAAUUGAAUUUUUUCUGUGUAUGAAAUUAAGUGGAUAUCUUUGUGAAAUAUGUGAUGCUUAUUGCAACAGAGAAUUGAAUUUUUUUUUGUGUAUGGAAUUAAGUAGAUAAACUUGUCAAAUAUGAGAUGUUUAUUGCAACAGACAAUUUAAUAUGGCAAGUUAAAGUGUAUUAAGACAUGAAGUUGAUGACUUUAUUAAAUGAUUGUUAUGAUUGCAUAGAAUGUACAUAUAGUUGGAUAUCAGGUAUGAUGUCAUUGAGAAAGAAGCAAACCAUUUGUUGUACUUCAAUUCACCAGAGUUGCAAUUUAUUAAUUGACUAGUUAAUUAUCAUAUCCUCUCAUUUUGAAUAUUACAUGUUAUGAAUCUACAAUGUAUGUACACGUAUUUACAUGUUAUUGUGUCAGAUAAGAUCAACAGACAAAAUUAAGUUUUUGAAGUGAAAAAAUAUGAGAAAGCAUUAGAUUGUUUUUAAAAUGGUGUCAUAUUUAUUAAUAUCGUUCAAGUACAGAAAGAGGGCAGACUAUAAUCUAGUCUAGUUCACAAAAUUCACACCAAUUUAUUGUUUGUAUUAUUAUUUUGAAUCUAAAGGUCAACAAAUUAUUUAGUGGCAAGGUAACUGAAUAGAAAUAAACAAAAUUAAAAAGAUCUUUGCAAUAUUAUUUGACUUAGUUCUUUACUUGAACAGAAUAAAGAUGCCCCUGUUUGUAGACUUUUUGGAUGAAAUUACAAGCUAUGUGUGAGUUCUUAUGACUAUCCCUCAUUCUGAAUUUGAAUAACACUAUAGUCCUUGUGAAAAUGUGCCAUGUGAAUCACAAAUCAUCCAUUUCUUGUUGUCAUGGUGAUUUGACAGAAGGUAGGAUGUAAAUACAAGUGUGUAAUGUAACUGUAUAGUACAUGUAUAAAUAAACUACAUAUGUAAUAAAAUA
Patella vulgata (common limpet) is the source of this 3124-nucleotide messenger RNA. RefSeq names its product armadillo repeat-containing protein 8. The coding region runs from base 119 to 2110 and encodes 663 amino acids. Gene Ontology annotation, cellular component: GID complex. Gene Ontology annotation, biological process: proteasome-mediated ubiquitin-dependent protein catabolic process. The record is from RefSeq and is a predicted model, not a curated record. Lineage: Eukaryota; Metazoa; Mollusca; Gastropoda; Patellidae. The transcript is spliced from 19 exons. Gene Ontology annotation, molecular function: protein binding.